UAACCCCCCCCCCCCCAAAAAAAAGUGUGUUGUCACAGAUAUCUCUGGAUUUCUGUAAGGUGCAAGUUUUGAUCGAAUUUAUAAACAAAAAUACUCCAUAGUUACAUGUUGAUUUCGACAUCUAAAAAUUGGUUUGAUCUGAAAUAGUUUGAUUUGAUAAAUGAGCAAACAUCCCCAGGUGACACCCUUUCCAUUGCAAAAUAUGGCACAAGGCAGGAUUCAUUUUCAAAUAGUUAUGAUUAAAAAAAAAAAUCAUUAAAUCAGCAAGUUCCGUUCAAUUUACUUUUUCUAAAUAAUAUAUAUUAAAGGCGAGAGGAACUGCAUCGACUGUUUAUUUAAAAAAAAAAAAAAAAAAAAAAAAAAAAGGAUAAAUGGCAUCUGAAAGAGUGACAAUGGCUCUCUCUACUGGAACAUUUUUGGUACUGCAAUCAAAUUGCUGCCGCGGAUCAUGGACGCGCAUGCGCAGAUUGUAACGUCCUGAAGGAAACGCUGUUGUCAUCUUGACCAAAUGACUUACUCAACUCGCAAAUUUAUGAGGGUCAAAACCGACUUCUUAGCGUGUGACGCCCACUCCUUAUGCUAGUUAAAUGCUACGCGACAACCUUACAGCACGACCUAAAUUGUUUGGUUGUAGCAAACUAGACUGGCGUGUAUGGAUACUGUCAAGCAGUUACUCAAUUGGCUAGAGCCGGAUACCCGUUCGACAGGCGCCUUCAUCGCCGGGGCUGCCACCUGCAUCGCGGGGGCUCUGGUGGUGCUGGCCAGGGCUGUCGAUGGGCGCCAGCACGCUGGGAAGAAGAUUCAGAGAGCCAGAAAACUCAGAGAUGACAGCCUGUCGAGAGCUGAAGAGAUUGUAUUUAACUACAACAGCUCGCAUCCAAAGAUGGAUUCAUCUCUCAUUUUGUCCUUGUCCCUGGCUGAACUUACAAAUAAACUGCAAGAUGGCCUGCUGAGACCAGAAGAUGUGUUUUACACCUACAUAUCAAAGGCUGUUGAUGUAAACAAAAAGUUGAACUGCUGUACAACCAUCCUGAUGGAGAGUUUUGAGCAUCUGAAAAGAUUGGAUUCCAACAAGCGAGGUCUCUUGUAUGGCAUUCCGGUCAGCAUCAAAGAAAAUAUUGCGUACAAGAACUAUGAUACCACCUGCGGUGUGCUCAUCAACCUGGACUGUCCGGUCAAAAAAGACGCUGUUAUUGUGGAAGUCCUAAGGAGACAAGGUGCCAUUCCCUUUGUGAAAACCAACGUCUCCCAAAGCAUGUUAAGUUACGACUGCAGUAACAUAAUCUACGGUCAGACGGUGAACCCCCACAACCUGGAGAAGACCAGCGGCGGUUCGUCUGGCGGCGAGGCAGCUCUCAUCAGCGGAGGAGGUUCCGUGCUCGGAAUAGGCUCAGACAUUGGAGGCAGCAUCCGCAUCCCAGCAGCUUUCUGCGGGAUCUGCGGCUUCAAGCCAACGGCGGGACGACUAAGCAAAAUGGGUAUAGGCAGUAUUUGUCCAGGGCAAAAAUCAGUGUCUGGAUCACCCGGGCCAAUAGCGAAGGACGUGGAUAGCCUGGCUUUGUGCAUGCAGGCGCUGCUUUGUGACCACAUGUUUGCUCUGGAUCCAACUGUCCCUCCUUUGCCUUUUAAAGUGGAGUUGUAUAAGACCUCCCAGUCUCUGAGAAUCGGCUACAUGGAGAGUGACGGCAUCACUCAGCCGACGCCGAGCAUGAUCCGAAGCCUCAGAAAAGUCCGUGUUUUGUUGGAGGAGGCGGGACAUACUCUGGUGCCGUACAGUCCUCUGAGGAUGAAGGAUGCACUUCAUCUCAUUUCUAAAGGCAUCUUUGCAGAUGGAGGGGUCAACCUGCUACAAAAACUGAAGGGAGGACCAAUUGAUCCUUCUCUCAGAUCACAAGUGUACCCUUUCUACCUUCCUUGCUGGCUGAGGAAGACCCUCUCCUUCCUAAUAAGGCCUUUGUCACCUCGUGGUUCUUUUCUCCUAUAUGGCACCACUGGAGUUGGAUCCAUCGCGGAACUGUGGGAUCAGCAUGCUGCCGUGCAGGACUACAUUCACGAAACCAUAGCCGAAUGGAGAAAGUGCAACAUCGAUGUGCUGCUAUGCCCUAUGUUUGGACCUGCCUACAACUUCUUAUACUGCAGCUCUCUUAGCUUUCCACUAUCUUACACGGCAAUCUACAAUCUGCUCAACUUUCCUGCUGGCGUCGUUCCCGUUUCCACAGUGACGACAGAAGAUGAAGAGGAACUUUGCCAUUACCAAGGCAUGUCUCAGGACCGCUGGGACAGGCUUUUCAAAAAGGCAUUGUCAGGAGGCCGUGGUCUGCCCAUAGCAGUGCAGUGUGUGGCCCCGCCGUGGCAGGAUGAGCUCUGUCUGCGCUUCAUGAAGGAGGUGGAGGUGCUUGUUAAACAGAGCAAGGGCUAUUAAAGCUUCUCUUAUCAGUCUCUGAAGUCAACGUCAGUACACUUGAGAUAAGCCUAUCACACAACCCUUUCCUUUGCACUGAUAUCACAUGACCAGUCAAAGUUUUUUACAUACUUUCUUGUAAUUUUGAAUGAGAAACUUACUGAAAAGCUUUGACUGGCGCGAUCGGGACUCAAAUGGGCGGAAACAAACUUCUUAAUUUGCUCUAGCUACACUCAUCGUUGUUAGUAACAAAGUGUCGGGAUACUUUUCAAAGUUAGAUUGUGGACGCCACUAAGUUAGAACUGUUGAAUUGCAGGAAGUCGGGUUACGUUUUGACUAAACGACAUUUACAUGCAAAGUUAAAGUGAAUUGACAAUCUUUUAAGAUGGUAAAAACUUAAAAGUAUGUACUGUACUACUCAGUGGGUCAAACUUGAAUGUGACAGGAAAAAAAAGAGCACCACCUGGUGGCAAACUACUGUACAAGGAUGCAAUGAUAAAGGAGUGGCUCAACUAAUGAGUUUCUGAGAUUCGAGCUUUUAUUUACUGUGACUUGAUAUAAUUAUCUUGAGGAACAAGCACUGCAUGGUAGUAGUAUUUUGAUUUGAAGUCCGCUAUCUUAAAGCUAACAAUGAAGGCAUUUACAGUCAUUUAAAUGAGAAACGUGUUGUGAUUUACAAGAGAAGCUGUGAAUAAUAAUUAACUUGUCUUUCAAGGCACCGUUUCAUAAUUUUGUGUGUGUGUGUGUGUGUGUGUGUGUGUAUCCACUCCAUUUUCCAUAUUUCAGACUUUAACAUAGAGCUAAGCUUAAACAAGCUACACAUUUUGGUUUUUCAACUAAUCCAUGAACAAGCUUCAGUUUUCGUAUUUAAUUGAUUUUUGUAUGGAAUAAGAACAAUCAAUUUGACUGACACAUGAUCAAGAAAGGUUUAUUUUGAAGAAAAAAACAAAACAAAGCAUGCAAGAGAAAAAUAAAGUGCACUGCAUUUGUCAUCCAUUGUGCUCUAUAAUUAAUGAUACCUGAAUAAUCCAAAUAAUAAAGAUUUUAUGCACAUUAUGUAUUCUUCAAGAUGUAGUUUCCAACCCCCGGUUGCACUACCCAAGAUGGCCACAGACUUCGCACGCUGUUAUUGAAAGGGAGCACUAGUCACCUUUUCCAAGACGAUAAUAGACGUCCAAUGGGGUAUUGCACGCUACACGUGACUUCCGCUCAUUAAUAUUUAUGACGUUAGCUUCUGUGGCUCUGCUGUUAGCUAAGGGGGGACAAGCUCUUGUUUGUCCCCAAUAGGAAAUGAAUGGGAAUAGUGUCCGAAGCAGAUGUUUACAGAGCUAAACCUACCAAUUCUGUCCGAAAAUGAUGUCCCUGGUGCUAAAUUCACUGGUAAAGAUGUGGAAAAACAUACAAAUGUUCAGUUAAAGAGAUGGCUUGAGUGUCGACGGCUGAAAAAUAUGGAAAAAAACGAGCCGACCUAAGCUUACCCUUAGCUUUUUUAUCGACACCUUUUUCUUACGCCACUGACAAUGACAUUUUCCUAUUACAACAAUCUAUCCUUUACCACCAUAAGCCCCAUCUUUCUUAUAUAUUAUAUCCUCUGGUUGUCUUACGUCUCUGACCAUUCUUUCGGAGGGACAUUGCCGUUUUUGUGUAGCGAUCGCAAAUACUACUCGUUGACAGCCAACGAACACUUCAUUUUUUCAUUAAUAACAAAUGUUAAUUCUAUUAAUUUAUUUACACUUCCCCUUACUAAAGUUGUUUCUUUACAACAGAAAAGGUAACAACGGUGGCAGUCAGAUACCACUUUAAUUUUUUUUUCAGGUCAUUCAUUGUCAGAUAGAAGCAGCACGGCAAAACGCCACGCUGAAAAAAUAAGUCAAAAUAUCAAAAUGGCUUACCUCUUGGCCCAAACCAAAUGUUUACUGGAUAUAAAAUGUGAACUGCUUUACUUUGCUGGCGUUAAACUGGUCUUUUAGACGUCUGUGCCAUAGUAGCAUAGUAGCUCCAUUCUUCACAUUUUUUUCCUCCUAGUUUUUGGUUCCGGGAGAGUAAGAAGAAAACAUCCUUUAUAUGUUGUAAUGUCUAGAGUCGUCUCUACAAGUUCCAUAGUAGCAGUGAAUAAUGGGCAUGUCAUUCUUUGAAAGAGUACCGCAGAAAGAAGGCCGAAAUAUAAUUGAUUGCAUGCGAGGGAGUGUAUAUAAUGUCCUACUUCCGCUUUACGAUGCGACGUCACGGUCUAAAAAUAGCCUGCAUGCGGUACGCUAUUUUAUGGCAUCCAAACAUCAUUCUUCUCUAAAUUUAAAAUGAGUUUAUAUUUGGUCGAUUUCGUAUCCAUUUGAAGGGGGAGGGUGGAGGUAAAUGAAUGAUCCUUCAUUCGCAGCCAUCUCUCCUCUUUUAAAUGGAUUAGACGUCUAAUACC
Molecule: messenger RNA, 4814 nt
Organism: Corythoichthys intestinalis (scribbled pipefish)
Lineage: Eukaryota; Metazoa; Chordata; Actinopteri; Syngnathiformes; Syngnathidae
Gene: faah
Product: fatty acid amide hydrolase
Exons: 15
Coding region: 653-2422 (589 amino acids)
Biological process (GO): fatty acid catabolic process
Molecular function (GO): amidase activity; fatty acid amide hydrolase activity
Source: RefSeq, a predicted model, not a curated record